AUGGAGAGGUGUUGCAAAGUAUUCUCUACUGCAAGGAUGAGUGAAGUAGAACUUGCUGCUCAACUGAAGUUGGAGAUUUACCAUUACAGAGAACUGAGACACCGAGAGGAGGAGAAGGACUCCGACCAAGCCACGUCGGUCAACGAAAAGUCAAUCCACAUUGAACAUGCUUCCUUACGUACCUAUGCCUCUCAAACUCUCAUUCUCCACGACCUAGCCUCCGUCGAUUCGACGGUGGAAGACGACAAAAGUGGCAAUGAUUCAAAAUUCGCUCGGAUCCGAUCUCCCAACUGA
Messenger RNA from Linum trigynum, 294 nucleotides. NCBI's taxonomy places the organism in Eukaryota, Viridiplantae, Streptophyta, Magnoliopsida, Malpighiales, Linaceae. The record is from the annotation of a GenBank genome assembly.